CCUGUGUUGGUGAACCACUGUUUCAGUGUACUGGGAGGAUGCAUGGGAGCGUGGCGUGGUGGUUCGUGGUGCUGUGUGGCGGGGCCGCUUUGGUCGUUGAGGGAGCCACUGUUUGUACAGACAGACCGGUCAUUGGGAUCAUAGCCCAGGCUUCCAGCAGCAAGCGCCAUGGAGACACCUUCAUACCAGCCAACUACAUCAAGUACUUAGAACAGGCCGGGGCGAGGGUGGUACCCAUUCGUGUACGACAGACCCAACAGUACUAUGAACAACUUUUCUCCAAGAUUAAUGGCGUCCUGUUUCCGGGUGGCCACGUUAGCAUCGUCUCCAGCGACUACUCCAAAACUGCCAGGAUCAUCUACGACUUGGCUGUUAAGGCCAACUCCGAGGGCGAGGUGUUCCCCCUGUGGGGUUCGUGUGAGGGGUUCCAGCUGAUGACGUACUUGAGUACAGGACACAGACUGCUGCACUCAUCAGAGGCCUACAACGUCAGUCUGCCUCUCAUCCUGCAAACAGGUUACGAAACAAGCAGAAUGCUCGGAGGACUGACAUCCCAGCUGACCACAAUUCUGACCAGCGAGAAUGUUACUCCUAACUUCCAUCACUACGGCGUGUCGGUUGAGACAUACAACAAGUCGGCGUCUCUAAGACACUUCUUCCGUGUUUUAUCCACAAACAGGGACAACAAGGGGAAGUUGUUUGUCUCGACUGCUGAAGCCUACAAGUACCCGUUCUAUGGCACACAGUGGCACCCGGAGAAGAUCAAUUUUGAAUGGAACCCCAGUCUUGCUAUCAACCAUGGAGCUAAUGGAGUCCUUGUGUCACAGUACUUCGCCAACUUCUUUGUCAAUGAGGCUAGAAGAAGUUGCCACCAGUUCCCGAGUGACAGAGAAGCCGGUCACUUGCUCAUUGAGAAGUUCUUCAUGAAUUACUGGGAUGGCGGUUCCUUCAAACAGAUCUACUACUUCAACUUCACUCAGCCUGAGGGCAGCCACUUGGUCGGCUAGCUUCACUCCAAGGACAGCCAUUCUGGACCACUCACAGGAGAAUAACCACUUGAGUGGCUAGACCAUGCGGAGUAGAACCACUUGGUCGGCUAGCCCAUCCAGUGGAGAUUUACUUGGUAGGCUAGUCUAUCCUGAGGACAAACACUUGGUCGGCUAGCUAGCCCACCUGGAGGAGAACCCCUUGAUCGGCUAGCCCAUCCAGUGGAGAUUUACUUGGUAGGCUAGUCUAUCCUGAGGACAAACACUUGGUCGGCUAGCCCACCUCGAGGAGAACCCCUUGAUCGGCUAGCCCCUCCAGUGGAGAUUUACUUGGUCGGCUAGUCUAUCCUGAGGACAAACACGUGAUCCGCUAGCCCCCCCUGGAGGAGAACCCCUUGAUCGGCUAGCCCAUCCAGUGGAAAUUUACUUGGUCGGCUAGUCUAUCCUGGGGACAAACACGUGAUCCGCUAGCCCACCUGGAGGAGAACCACUUGGUCGGCUAGCCCAUCCAGUGGAGAUUUACUUGGAUGGCUAGCCCAUCCAGAGCAGAACCACUGUGUCGACUAGCCCCUCCGGAUUUGCUUGGUAGGCUAGUUUAUCCUGAGGACAAACACUUGGUCGGCUAGCCCAACUGGAGGACAACCCCUUGGCCGAUUAGCACAUUCGGAGGAAGAUCACUUGGUCGGCUAGCCCAUUCAGAGCAGAAACCCUUGGUCGACUAGCCUACCCAGAGCAGAACCAAUUGGUCGACUUGCCAACUCCAUGGACAACCGCUUAUCUGUGUCUUAAUCUCCUGUGCGUGGUCACGUUGUAUUGGCCUUGAGGUGAUGUUUCACCUUGUACAUAACUAUCUGACUCCGGCAACUGUACCAAGACAAGGAAGUAGGUUGAAUACCUCAUGAUGUCCAAUUAUUAUCUAGCAUAUUUUCCGAAACCUUAAUAUCAGAAGAGCACUGGUGCUGGGAAUGACAAAACUGUUUCUGUGUUGACAAGUUACAAGUUAAUAAAUAAUAAAUAUAAAGAGUACGUGAUUUUUUCCUCAUGCCGCAUCAUCAACCCGGAUGAGAUUAGGAUGAUGAUCCUACGGUUGGCUGCACAUCCAUCAGUAGUUCCUCAUAGCCCAAGAGGAAAUAAAAAUGUCUGAUUUUAACUACCGCAUUAUGUAAUAAAAUAUUUUCCUCACAUCUUUCAAUUUGGGAGGACAAAGAGGUGUUCA
Messenger RNA from Haliotis rufescens (red abalone), 2202 nucleotides. Its product is annotated as gamma-glutamyl hydrolase-like. Bases 39 to 1007 code for a protein of 322 amino acids. The transcript is spliced from 9 exons. Gene Ontology annotation, molecular function: gamma-glutamyl-peptidase activity. NCBI's taxonomy places the organism in Eukaryota, Metazoa, Mollusca, Gastropoda, Lepetellida, Haliotidae. Gene Ontology annotation, cellular component: vacuole. The record is from RefSeq and is a predicted model, not a curated record. Gene Ontology annotation, biological process: tetrahydrofolylpolyglutamate metabolic process.